This is a messenger RNA of Paramecium tetraurelia, 1040 nucleotides long. RefSeq lists its product as uncharacterized. The record is from RefSeq and is a predicted model, not a curated record. The transcript has 2 exons. Gene Ontology annotation, cellular component: lysosome. Gene Ontology annotation, molecular function: cysteine-type endopeptidase activity. Lineage: Eukaryota; Ciliophora; Oligohymenophorea; Peniculida; Parameciidae.
AUGGAAAAGCAAUUAUUAGCUUUACUCACAGUGACUCUGUUGACAUCAGCAGCCUAUUUCAUGAAUGGCAAAGACGAAAGUCUUACACUUGAAGGACAAUUCUCAUCCUGGAAAUAAUUACAUGGAAAGAGAUACUCUGACUUUGAAGAAGUUCAUAGAUUCUCAGUGUUUGCCUAAAAUUUAGCUGUCGUUAUGGAACAUAACUCCAAAUUUGAACUUGGAUAAGAAACAUUCACAUUAGGAAUGAACUAAUAUGCUGAUCUUACCCCUGAAGAAUUCCAAGCCUCAUUCCUUACUCUUAAAACAAAAGUCUAAGACAGAAAGAAUGUCAAGAGUUAUUCCGGAUUAAGUUUCCCAGAUACAGUUGAUUGGAAGGAUGGUUUGACAGUCAAGAAUCAAGGUAGCUGUGGUUCAUGCUGGGCCUUCGCAGCUGCUGCCGCUAUUGAAGCUGGUUUCCAACACCACAAAAAGAAUAAGGUUAACAUUUCUGAAUAAGAAUUUGUUGAUUGCACCACAGAAAAACUCGGAUAUGAAAGUCAAGGAUGUAAUGGUGGUUGGAUGGAUGAUGCCUUCGAUUACACUGUUAACUAUGGUGUUACCACAGAAGAAGAAUAUCCAUACAAGGGAGUCGAUUAACCAUGCCCAUCAGGAUUCAAAAAAAAGCACUUCAUUUCAUCAUUUGUUGAUGUUGAACCAUUGAGCUCAGAUGCUCUUCAUGAGGCAAUUGCCAAGACUCCAGUCGCUGUUGCUAUCAAAGCCGACGGUAUCUUAUUCCAACUCUACAGCGGUGGUGUCUAUUCCAGAUCUUGCACAGCCAAGACUAUUGAUGACUUGAACCACGGUGUUUUGGCUGUUGGUUAUGCCAAAGAUUCUUAUACUAUCAAGAACUCUUGGGGAGCCAGUUGGGGAGAAAAGGGUUACAUGAGAUUAGGUCUUGUUGCCGCCAAAGAAGGACAAUGUGGUAUUCAUUGGGUUCCAUCAUAUCCAGUCCUUUGAGAUUAUUCAUAAUACAUAAUACACACUCAAAAUAUUUAGUUUAA